Molecule: messenger RNA, 881 nt
Organism: Populus nigra (black poplar)
Lineage: Eukaryota; Viridiplantae; Streptophyta; Magnoliopsida; Malpighiales; Salicaceae
Product: frataxin, mitochondrial
Exons: 5
Coding region: 66-644 (192 amino acids)
Biological process (GO): iron incorporation into metallo-sulfur cluster; intracellular iron ion homeostasis
Cellular component (GO): mitochondrion
Molecular function (GO): 2 iron, 2 sulfur cluster binding; ferric iron binding; iron chaperone activity
Source: RefSeq, a predicted model, not a curated record
GAGCACAUAGGCUUGCUAAGACAACAACAGGCACCACCGAAGUACCAGGUUUUAGCAAAUCAUCAAUGGCUUCAGAGCUGCAACUUUCUGUCAGAAGGCUCUCCGCACUUCUAAAGCACUGCUUUCCUUCUCCUUCUUCAUUCUUGGUCAGGUCACGUUCUCUUCUUAUACAAUCCUCAAGAACUAUCAACCACCAUUCAAGCAGUCAUUCUCCUCCUCUUUCAAGAACCUUCUACUCUUCUCCCUUGUUAAAUCUCAACUCAACCGACACUGAAGGUCCUGCUGCCAUUGAUUACCGUUCGCUUUUACAGGAGGAUGAAUUUCACUCUCUAGCUGAUUCAACUAUUCAUGACCUUCAAGAGAAAUUUGAGGAAUAUGGUGAUAGUGUUCAAAUUGAUGGCUUUGAUAUCGAUUAUGGGAAUGAGGUUUUGACUCUAAAGCUUGGAGAUUUAGGGACUUAUGUGUUGAAUAAACAAACCCCGAAUCGGCAACUUUGGUUAUCUUCCCCUGUGAGUGGUCCAUCAAGGUUUGAUUGGGAUCGAAGUGCUCAAGCUUGGGUGUAUAGACGGACGAAAGCAAAUUUGUUAAAUGUCUUGGAAAGUGAAAUGGGGCAACUGUUUGGUGAACCUAUCAAACUUGCUUAAGAAACGUUGCUAAUUGAAUUAUAAGAUGUAUUGCGGAAUUUCUUUUCCUGGAAAUUUAUAUGUACUGUUUUUGUGCUUUGAUUUCUUUUCUAAAUCAUUACUGUAUUGUUCCUUUUUCAGUUUAAUGUAGGGAGAAAAAAACCCUAGUAAACCAGAGUUUCCUUCCAACAUUUUUAUUGGUCCUAUAAUUCUCAUCCGAAAUAAGAAAUCAGAAAUUCUCUCUUGUCUGACAAAUAA